Messenger RNA from Cornus florida, 1930 nucleotides. Its product is annotated as probable galacturonosyltransferase 12. The record is from RefSeq and is a predicted model, not a curated record. The coding region runs from base 13 to 1740 and encodes 575 amino acids. The transcript has 5 exons. Gene Ontology annotation, molecular function: polygalacturonate 4-alpha-galacturonosyltransferase activity. NCBI's taxonomy places the organism in Eukaryota, Viridiplantae, Streptophyta, Magnoliopsida, Cornales, Cornaceae.
CAUUUCCCUUACAUGGGAUUUUGCAUUUCAACUCUCGUAACUAAACACCAAAUAGAAGAAGAACAUUCCGAGAAUUCAGUUUCAUUCUGGCGGCCUGUUUUCUUUGUUUGUUUCUUCUUCUUCUUCUUAUUUCUCAAAAUGCAGCUUCAUAUCUCGCCCAGUCUACGCCUCGUAACCGUUUUGCCGGCCAAAGGGGUUAAAGAAUUCAUCAAGGUGAAGGUUGGCUCCAGAAGAGUUUCGUAUCGGAUGGUUCUUUAUUCCCUUUUAUUCGUCACCUUUCUUCUCCGCUUCUUGUUCGUCAUCACCGCCGUCGAAACCAUUGAUGGUGAAACCAAGUGCUCUACAUUAGGUUGCUUGGGGAAAAGAUUAGGACCGGGGAUUUUGAGAAGGCGGCUCGAAUCAUCUGUACCAGAAGUGAUAUAUCAAGUUCUCGAAGAACCUGUUAAACAAGAUGGAAUACAAGGAGGGGUUGAGGUCCCUCAGUCACUAGAAGAGUUUGUUAGUGAAAUGAAGGACAGUGGAUCAGAUGCUGAGACCUUUGCUAUCAAGCUUAAAGCCAUGGUCACAUUCCUUGAACAGAGGACUAGAACAGCCAAAAUCCAAGAGUACCUUUAUCGUCACGUGGCAUCAAAUAGCAUACCUAAACAGCUUCAUUGCCUUGCCUUAAGGCUAGCCAAUGAGCACUCCACCAAUGCCAACGCGCGCCUCCAGCUCCCCACGCCAGAGCUCAUUCCAUCCCUUGUCGACAACUCACUCUUCCACUUUGCCCUCGCCUCUGACAACAUCCUUGCCGCCUCUGUGGUGGCAUCAUCACUUGUUCGCAACUCGUUGUACCCCAGAAAGGUUGUCCUUCACAUAAUCACGGAUAGGAAGACCUAUUCACCAAUGCAGGCUUGGUUCUCAUUGCACCCUCUAACACCAGCCAUCAUUGAGGUCAAAGGGCUGCAUCAUUUUGAUUGGUUCACGAAGGGGAAGGUCCCAGUGUUGGAAGCCAUGGAGAAAGACCAGAGAGUGAGGUCACAGUUCAGAGGAGGCUCUUCUGCCAUUGUUGCAAAUGAUACCGAAAAGCCUCAUGUCAUUGCAUCAAAGUUGCAAGCGCUUAGUCCAAAGUACAAUUCACUGAUGAAUCACAUUCGAAUUCAUCUACCUGAGUUGUUUCCUAGCCUGAACAAGGUAGUGUUUCUCGACGAUGACAUUGUGAUCCAAACCGACCUUUCGCCUCUGUGGGACAUUGACAUGAAUGGGAAGGUCAAUGGAGCAGUAGAAACAUGUCUAGGAGAGGACAAGUUUGUGAUGUCAAAGCGGCUCAAGAGCUACUUGAACUUCUCCCAUCCAUUGAUAUCGAAGAAUUUCAAUCCUGACGAAUGUGCAUGGGCAUAUGGCAUGAACAUCUUUGAUCUAGAGGCUUGGAGGAAGACCAAUAUAAGCCACACAUACCAUUACUGGAUUGAAGAGAACUUGAAAUCGGAGUUGAGCUUGUGGCAGCUAGGGACAUUACCACCGGGGCUAAUAGCAUUCCAUGGUCAUGUUCACAUUAUUGAUCCAUUCUGGCACAUGCUUGGCCUAGGGUACCAGGAGAACACGAGCAUGGCAGAUGCUAAAACAGCGGGUGUCAUCCAUUAUAAUGGGCGAGCAAAGCCGUGGUUAGAUAUAGCAUUUCCACAGCUUCGGAAGCUGUGGACGAAGUAUGUGGACUUCUCAGAUAAACUCAUCAAAAGUUGUCAUAUUAGGGCAUCUUAGAAUGGAUGGAUGUUGAGAGGAAUGUUUGGAUGACAAAAGAUGAGCAGCUUGUAUAGUUGUAAAUGGGAACCACAAAAGUUGAGAUGGAGAGAGUUGUUCACAAUUCCAGAUCCUUGAUUCCAAAUGUAAGAUGGAAGCAGCAUCAGGCUUCAAUCUUUUUUUCCUUGAUGAAAAUUUUCUUUUCUGGAGU